ACAAAAUAAUUAUCCGAGGUGAUCUCUUUUUCUUGUAUCCAGAACUAGAAGACAUAAGCCAUCAUCUUACAGUUAGCCGUGACCAAUUUAUGAUUGGUUUUUUGUUCUUGUUUCGCUAUAUAUAUACAUAUAUAUCAUGGUUUCAGUAUCAGCAAGAGAUUCUCUGAAUCUAGAGUUGGAACUUUUGGUCUGGUGGUGAUGGUCAAUGUUUUUUCCUCCGAGUUGCACCCCAGAUUCUCACAAACCGGAAAUCCUUUAGGAGCUUGAAAGCAUCGCCAAGUCCGAGUUUGUAUUCUGAACUUGAGUCUUCAUUGGACGAUAUUUUGGCCUCCUCUUCUUCUUCUUCUUUAUCUUCUUCGGAAUCUGAAGCCGAAACCGAGGUGAUUGAUAUUAACAAAGAUGAUAUCUCCACUAUGGUCUGAUUUACCUAUGCAGAUACAUAGUUCUAAAUGUUCUGGCCCUGUCCUGUAGGAAAAGAACAAAAAAAUGGCUUUGUUUGAGCCUAGACAGAACCAAAUCAGAAAACAAAAACAACCCAUUUCUGCGGAAUCCAGUAGUCUCGUCCCUGAGAGUCUCAUGGCAGAAUUUGAUAACCUGCCUGGUGGUGGAAAGCAUACACCUCCCAAGGACUUUGUCUGCCCCAUAACUAGCAAUCUCUUUGAUGAUCCAGUGACCCUCGAAACAGGUCAGACAUAUGAGCGUAGAGCUAUCCAGGAAUGGCUUGAGAGAGGGAACUCUACGUGCCCAAUAACCCGCCAGAAGCUGCAAAUUAACAAGUUGCCUAAAACAAACUAUGUUCUCAAAAGGCUUAUCGCAAGCUGGCAAGAACAGAACAUCGAUUCUGUUCCAAACCAGUCUGAGAAUCCACAGCCUGAGCCUGAGCCUGAGCCGAACAUGAAAUCAAUAUUGCCCUCGUCUUCUUCUUCGGAUAGUGUCAUAAGCCAAGCUACCAUUGAUAGAACAAUGAGUGAGUUACAACUUGCUAUUACCAAUCUUUGUAUGUCUGAAGUCCUGAAGGAGUCUGAAAUGGCUGUCCUCCAAAUCGAGCGGUUCUGGCAGGAAGUGAAUAUGGAUGUGGAUAUCCAUUCUAUGCUUUCAAGGCCAGCAGUUGUUAAUGGGUUUGAGGAGAUCCUUUUCAAUUCAGUGGAUCCUAGGGUGUUGAAAGCUAAUAUUUUUCUCCUGUGUGAGAUGGGGUUCAAAGACAAAGAUGUGAUUCAGACACUUACCCGAGUUGACACUGAUGUGGAAUGUAUUGUUGCUCUCUUCAAGAAGGGAUUGAUGGAGGCUGUUGUGCUGAUAUAUCUGUUAAGGCCUUCAACAGCUAGUCUAGUAGAGAUGGACAUGGUUGACUCCCUCCUAAAAGUUAUUAAGAAGCAAGAGGGGGAUUUGAUUCAAAUGUGUUUGAAGCCGAAAACAGCUGCUCUGCUUUUAUUGGGACAGAUGCUUGGAAGCGGGGAGGAAAGUAUUGGAUCAUCAAUAGCCAAAACUCUGAUUUCUGAGAAAAUGAUAGAAAGUAUUGUUUGCAGUCUGGGAGCUGAGUGGGCAGAAGAGAGAAUUGCUGCGGUUGGGAUCUUAUUGAGAUGCAUGGAGGAGGAUGGGAAGUGCAGGAACACAAUUGCUGAUAAAGCUGAUUUAGCUCCGAUUUUGGACAGCUUCAUGGGUGCAGGUGAUGCAGAACGGUUUGAGAUAGUUCGAUUUCUCUCCGAGUUAGUGAAGUUAAACAGGAGGACUUUGAACGAGCAAGUUCUCCACAUCAUAAAGGAAGAAGGUGCUUUCAAUACAAUGCACACCCUCCUCGUUUAUUUAGAGACUGCUCUCCAAGACCAGUGCCCUAUUGUGGCUGGUCUCCUUCUCCAACUUGAUCUACUGGUGGAACCAGGAAAGAUGAGUAUAUAUCGGGAAGAAGCAAUGGACACUCUCAUUUCAUGCCUCAGAAAUUCAGAAUUUCCAACUGCCCAACUAGCAGCAGCUGAGACAAUUAUGUCAUUACAGGGGAGGUUCACUUCCUCUGGAAAACCCCUUACCCGUGCUUUACUUCUUAAACGUGCUGGUCUUGACAAAAGUUAUCAAACUCUCAUGCGAAUGGAGCAGCUCAGAAAUAGUCCUGAAGAAUCUGAAGAAACUACGCCACAGGAAGAGGAGAAGGCAGCUGAUAAUUGGGAAAGAAAAAUGGCAUUUGUUUUGGCAAGCCAUGAGUUUGGGCUACUGUUUGAGGCUUUGGCGGAAUGUAUAAAGAGCAGAUAUGCCUCGUUAUGUUCAGCAUGCUUUGUAUCAGCAACAUGGCUAAUACAAAUGCUAAAUGUUUUUCCGGACACGGGCAUACAAGGAGCAGCCCGUGUCUGUUUGCUCAAGCGCUUUGUAUCAAUAUUCAAAUCUGCAAAGGACGUUGAAGACAAAGCCCUUUCAUUGCUUGCUCUAAGCGUAUUCAUCCAUGACCCUGAGGGGCUGUGCGACCUAAGGUCCUCCAUGAAGGAAAUUAUGAAAGGUCUGAGAGAACUUAAAAAAUUGUCUCCCUUGGCAUCUCAAAUGUUGAAAGUUUUCUCCAAAGGAAGUGGCUCUUGUUCUGACUUCUGGAGUCAUAAAGAAUUAGUUCAAGUAGACUGCAGCGAGAAUGGAGAAGUUCUGUCAAUAGCAUACUUCAAAGACAAGAUAUUUUCUGGCCAUUCAGAUGGAACUAUAAAGGUCUGGACUGGUAGAGGUAGCAUUCUUCAUCCUAUCCAAGAGGUUCGUGAGCACACCAAAGCAGUUACGGCUUUAGCAAUUUUGCAUCCUGGAGAGAGACUAUACAGUGGUUCACUAGAUAGAACAACAAGGGUUUGGUCUGUUGACGAUGAAGUAAUGCAUUGUGUGCAAGUACAUGAUAUGAAGGAUCAGGUUCAUAAACUAGUUGUUGCCAAUAGCAUUUCAUGCUACAUUCCACAGGGAGCUGGUGUCAAGAUUCACUCAUGGAAUGGAGGAUCCAAGUCUUUAAAUACAAGUAAAUCUGUCAAGUGCUUGGCGCUUGUAUGCGGAAAACUAUAUUGUGGAUGCCAUGACAAUAGCAUCCAGGAAAUUGAUUUGGCAACAGAAACACUCAGUACCAUUCAGAGUGGUUCUAGAAAACUAAUAGGAAAAGCAAAUUCUGUCCACGCACUUCAAGUUCACAAUGGACUGAUAUAUUCGGCUAGCCCUCCCUUAGAUGGAGCAGCUGUCAAGAUAUGGAAUGCUUCAAAUCACAGAAUGGUCGGAUCGUUGCCAACGGUGCUAGAUGUGCGGUCUAUGGCGAUAAGCUCGGAGUUAAUCUAUCUAGGAUGCAAGGGAGGAAUCGUAGAAAUUUGGGGUAGGGAGAAGAACAACAGAGUGGAAACGCUACAGAGUAGCAAAAAUGGCAAGGUGAAUUGCAUGACUCUUGAUGGCAAUGAAGAAUUUUUGGUAAUUGGAACAGCAGAUGGCCAGAUUCAGGCAUGGGGACUCAGCUAGAAAUAUGAGGAGCUAUGAACAUUGGAGAACAGUUUUGGCUAAAAUAAUGACUGAAAGCUAAAAACAACUUGUAUUCUUUGCACCUUCUAAUAGUACAUAAUAUCAAAAGCUUUUGUAAUUUCAAUAUUUGUUGCCUUUGAGAUUUAUUCCUGAAAAUGUAUAUAGCUCGAACUAAAUAGUGGAAUAUUUUUCAGAUGCAGUCCAUUCAAUUGUAAGAUCUGUCUGUAGUACUGUACAGAAACCAACCUUUAUGCAUUUACAUGACAUUUUGGACAAUUAA
Messenger RNA from Carya illinoinensis, 3739 nucleotides. Its product is annotated as putative E3 ubiquitin-protein ligase LIN. The transcript is spliced from 13 exons. The record is from RefSeq and is a predicted model, not a curated record. Gene Ontology annotation, biological process: protein ubiquitination. Gene Ontology annotation, molecular function: ubiquitin-protein transferase activity; protein binding. NCBI's taxonomy places the organism in Eukaryota, Viridiplantae, Streptophyta, Magnoliopsida, Fagales, Juglandaceae. The coding region runs from base 487 to 3459 and encodes 990 amino acids.